Molecule: messenger RNA, 3432 nt
Organism: Caenorhabditis angaria
Lineage: Eukaryota; Metazoa; Nematoda; Chromadorea; Rhabditida; Rhabditidae
Source: the annotation of a GenBank genome assembly
AUGGAUGCGCAAGAUGUUUCCGCUGGAAUUUUUCUGCUACUUUUCGGAAUCAUGGGAUGCGGAUUGUAUUUUUUGAUCGUUUUUUCCAUGUGGAGAAUGGCUUCGGAAAUUGUGGGAUUCAGAUUUUUGAUCUCGCAAGCUCUCACCGAUAUUUUGCUCAUGAUUCAGGUAAAAAUUUGGGAUCUCUAGAAAAUUUGCAAAAAAAUGAGCCCAAAUUUGAUAUAUUUUCAAAAAGUUCCCACCGGGGAUUGAUCCCCUGACCUUUUUCUUGGCAAUUUUUUAAUUCCUCUUGAAAUUCUGAAUCGAAAGAGUGGUCACAUGAUAUAUUUUUGAAAAAAAAAAUUUUUUUUGCAAUAGUUCCCAGCGGGGAUCGAUCCCCUGACCUUUUUCUUGACAAUUUUUGAAUUCUUCUUGAAAUUUUGAAUCGAAAGAGUGGUCACAUGAUAUAUUUUUUUCAAAAAAAAAAAUUUUUUUUUGCAAUAGUUCCCACCGGGGAUCGAACCCUUGACCUUUUUCUUGCCAAAAAAUCAAUAAUUUUAGGAAAAUGUGAUGUUUUUUUGCUCAAAACACCAAAAAUCUUCGUGAAAUUCGAUCCUCUAAUGUUAAAAAAAAGCAUGUCAUUUGAAAAUUACUGUAGUUUUUUUCCAAGAAAAAGGUCAGGGGUUCGAUCCCCGGUGGGAACUAUUCUAAAAAAAAAUUUUUGUUUUUUUUUCCAAAUAUAUAUCAUGUGACCACUCUUUCGAAUCAGAAUUCCAAGAGGAAUUCAAAAAUUGUCAUGAAAAAGGUCAGGGGAUCGAUCCCCGGUGGGAACUAAUAAAAAAUGUUUGAUUUUUUUUUUCAAAAAUAUAUCAUUCGAUGCAGAAUUUCGCCCCCUACAGUACCUUUUGCAGUUCGGCAUCUGGCCCGGUAUCGUAAUCCUCACCCAAACCGAAAUCAUGCCCAAAUCAUGGCGUUGGAACGUGCACAUCUAUCUGGACUUCACCUGGUGGGCCAUGGUCUAUCAUUAUACGGUGAUAGCCUGGUCGAGAUGGGCCGCGGUCCAAUGGCCCAAUUGGUUUCGGACUUUGCCUAACUCGACGUGUAUUGCGAUUUGCGCAUUUCCGUGGUUAAUUGGAUUAGUUCAGUCGAUUUUGGAACAUCAAUUCGAGUGGUUUGAACCACUUUAUUAUAGUCCAGAGAGAUAUGGAAUGAUGUCGAAUUGGGAAAGGUAAGGCCUUAUUUUCGGGUUGUUAAGGUAGUUAAGGUCAUUCUUAAGGUACUUAGGGUACUUAAGUUAGUUAAGAACUUAGAGCUCUUAGAAGUCUUCAACUUCGUUAUUUAUCAAAAUUUCAUUUUAAACGAUACUCCGCGUUUACACCUUCUUUUUAAGGUAGUUAAGGUCCUUUUUAAGGUAGUUGGGACCCUUUUUAAGGUUGUUAGGGUGCUUUUUAAGGUAGUUAAGGUACUUAAGGUACCAAAAGUAAUUAAGAACUUAGAGUUCUUAGAAGCGUAAACGCGGAGUGUUGUAGUUUUGGAAAAAAACCAUUUCAAACGAUACUCCACAUUUACACCUUUAAUUUUCAACCGCCAAAAAUUGAAAUUCAAAUAUUUUCUUAUCCUUUAAGGUACUUAAGACCAUUUUUUUAAGGUAUUAGAAGCAUUUUUAAUGAUUUCCUAAUAAUAUUUAAGGUACUUAAGGUCACAUCUAAGGUAGCUAAGGUCUCUUUAAGGUACUUAAGACCCUUUUAGGGUAUCCAAGACAUUUUCAUUGGUUUAUUACUCAUUUUUAGGCUAGUUAAUGCUUAUUCAAAGUAGCUAAGGUAUUUUUUAAGGUUUUUAAGGUAUUGCAAAAAUAGUUGAGACCUUCGUAAGGUAACUAAGGUACAUAAGUCAAAGUUUAAGGUAGCUAAGGGCUUUUUGAAGUACUCAAGGUCACUUUUAAGAUGCUAGAUGCAUUUUUAAUGGUUUCCUAAUCAUUUUCAAGGUAGUUAAGGCUUAGUUAAGGUAUCUUAAAGUACUUAAGCCCUUUUUAAGGUAAAUAAGGUCUCUAGGGUCAAUUUUCAUCAAAAUUUCACCUAAAAUCCCAAAAAAUCCCUUUCAGAUAUCAAAACGAGGGGACCCACACCUACUACAUGGUGUGCAAUGUGAUUUUGAUGGUCCUUCCGUUUCCGCUUUACGCGGCCGCGUUGGCAGUGCUUUUCAAGCGUCAAACGAAACGCCGUGAGUUUUUUUUGAAAUUUUUUGGCGCCAAAAAUUGAUCUACAGUACCUUUAUCGAUUUUUUUGCAGAAAUCCGAUCAAAGUACACACAAACUCCAAUUUGCACGUCAUCCUACGCCGCUCAGCAGCGACAAUUAUCGAUUGAAACGAGAUUGUUGGUCCCUUGUAUCAUUAAUACGAUUUUAUUUGUUGUUGGACAGGUUAGGCGUGGAAGGGGCUUUAAAAUGAGUCUAGAUAGGCCUGGGUUGGGCCUAGAAGGGCCUGAGAUAGGCCUAGGCUUAUAGAGCUUGAAGAGGGCUUCAAAAUGAGUCUAAAUAAGGCUAGGCCUAGGUUUAUAGGGCCUGAGAUAGGCCUAGGCUUAUAGAAAUUGAAAGGGGCUUUGGAAUGAGUCUAGAUAGGCCUGGGUUGGGGCUAGAAGGGCCUAAGAUAGGCCUAGGCUUAUAGAGCUUGAAGAGGGCUUCAAAAUGAGUCUAAAUAAGGCUAGGCCUAGGUUUAUAGGGCCUGAGAUAGGCCUAGGCUUAUAGAAAUUGAAAGGGGCUUUGGAAUGAGUCUAGAUAGGCCUGGGUUGGGGCUAGAAGGGCCUAAGAUAGGCCUAGGCUUAUAGAGCUUGAAGAGGGCUUCAAAAUGAGUCUAGAUAAGGCUAGGCUUGGGCUUAUAGGGCCUGAGAUAGGCAUGGGCUUGUAGAGCUUGAAGAGGGCUUCAAAAUGAGUCUAGAUAAGGCUAGGCUUAGGCUUAUAGGGCCUGAGAAAGGCCUAGGUUUACAGGCCUUCAAAAUAAGCCUAGAGAAGGGCCUGAGAAAAGCCUAGGCUUAUAGGGCUUCAAAAUGAGUCUAGAUAAGCCUAGGCCUAGGCCUGGCCCACCAAAACAAAUCAUAUUUGAUCUCAAAAUGCGUCAAAUUUUCGCGCGCCAAAAACUACAGUACCCCCUACAGUAACACAAUUAUUUCCAGGUCUUCAUAACACAAUGCUCAAAACACGGAAAAUGGAUGAAUUGGGCGGUGAUGGUGGUGUUCGCCACAAAUUCCUUUGUCAAUCCACUUUUAUACCUGUUUUUCAGCAGUGUGAUACGCAAAGGUGUUCUCUCGAAUUGCCGCAAAAAUUUCAGCCUUUCAGCAAUCUAUAAUGAUUAUGAGUUGAGAAGUUCGUCGCCGAGAAGUUCGAGUUUGAUGUUGAAGAUCAAUCAUCGAGAUUCAACUGUUUGUUCGAACCUUAAUGGACGCUUAAAUUCCGGUUAA